Molecule: messenger RNA, 2619 nt
Organism: Cucumis melo (muskmelon)
Lineage: Eukaryota; Viridiplantae; Streptophyta; Magnoliopsida; Cucurbitales; Cucurbitaceae
Product: double-strand break repair protein MRE11
Exons: 23
Coding region: 178-2334 (718 amino acids)
Biological process (GO): double-strand break repair via homologous recombination; telomere maintenance; mitotic G2 DNA damage checkpoint signaling
Cellular component (GO): nucleus; Mre11 complex
Molecular function (GO): DNA endonuclease activity; 3'-5'-DNA exonuclease activity; manganese ion binding
Source: RefSeq, a predicted model, not a curated record
AUUUUACUGCAAUUCAAGACCCUCUCCUAGCCUCGGCGGUUGCUUCAAAUAUUCCCCGCCACGCUUCAGCGCUUUGACCUCAUUCUUCAUUUCCAUCUCUGAACUCUCGCUCUGCUAGCUCUGUAGCUCGUCUCAUCGCCAUAACCAUAGGUUUGUGGACGUCCAAAGCUUAUUGCAAUGGGGGAGUUGUCUCGGGAGGAGAUGAAAAAUACACUUCGAGUACUUGUCGCAACAGAUUGUCAUCUGGGCUAUUUGGAGAAGGAUGAGAUCAGGCGACAUGAUUCAUUCAAGGCAUUUGAAGAGAUAUGCUCAAUUGCAGAACAAAAGCAGGUGGACUUUUUACUUCUUGGCGGUGACCUUUUCCAUGAGAACAAGCCAUCACGAUCCACAUUAGUGAAGGCAAUAGAGAUCCUGCGGCGUCAUUGCCUUAAUGAUAAACCGGUGCAGUUCCAAGUUGUUAGCGACCAAACCAUCAAUUUUCCAAACACAUUUGGCCAUGUCAACUACGAAGAUCCUCAUUUUAAUGUUGGUUUACCAGUAUUCAGUAUUCAUGGAAACCAUGACGAUCCUGCUGGAGUGGACAACCUUUCUGCCGUUGAUAUUCUCUCUGCAUGCAAUCUUGUGAACUACUUCGGGAAAAUGGUUCUUGGUGGUUCUGGUGUCGGUCAGAUCACGCUCUGCCCCAUUCUUAUCAGAAAGGGUUCAACAUCUGUAGCUCUUUAUGGUCUCGGAAAUAUUAGAGAUGAAAGGCUGAACAGGAUGUUCCAGACACCACAUGCUGUUCAGUGGAUGCGGCCAGAAGCACAGGAAGGCUGUCAAGUGACAGACUGGUUCAAUAUUCUGGUACUUCAUCAAAACAGAGUCAAGGCAAAUCCUAAAAAUGCAAUAAAUGAGCAUUUUUUACCUCGCUUCCUGGACUUCAUUGUUUGGGGACAUGAACACGAAUGUUUGGUUGACCCUCUGGAAGUUCCUGGGAUGGGGUUUCACAUCACACAACCAGGUUCCUCAGUUGCAACAUCACUGAUUGAUGGUGAAUCAAAACCAAAACAUGUUCUUUUGUUGGAAAUUAAGGGUAAUCAAUAUCGGCCAACCAAGAUACCGUUGACGUCUGUAAGGCCAUUUGAGUACACAGAGAUUGUAUUGAAGGACGAACCUGACAUCGACUCUAAUGAUCAAAACUCAAUUAUCGAACACUUGGACAAAGUGGUUCAAAAUUUGAUUGAGAAAUCUAGCAAAAGGGUUGUAAACAGAUCAGAGCUCAAGCUUCCAUUAGUUCGCAUAAAGGUGGAUUAUUCUGGGUUUAUGACAAUAAAUCCUCAAAGAUUUGGUCAGAAAUAUGUUGGGAAGGUAGCAAAUCCUCAAGACAUCCUUAUAUUCUCAAAAGCUUCAAGGAAAGGCCGCAAUGAAGUGAAAAUAGACGAUUCAGAAAGGCUUCGUCCAGAAGAACUGAAUCAACAAAAUAUAGAGGCUUUAGUUGCUGAAAAUAAUCUGAAAAUGGAGAUCCUUCCUGUCAAUGAUUUGGAUGUUGCGUUGCACAAUUUUGUAAAUAAAGAUGACAAAAUGGCAUUUUAUUCCUGCGUGCAAUACAAUCUAGAAGAAACACGAAAUAAAAUUGCUCAUGAUGCGGAUUCUUUGAAGUUUGAAGAAGAAGAUUUAAUUCUUAAAGUUGGCGAGUGCUUGGAGGAUCGAGUCAAAGAGAGGAACAUCCAUUCCAAGAAUGAUACGGUAUUCACAUCAUCAAUUCAGUUUUCAAAAGAUUUCGGUAGUAAAAGUUCCACGGCAGUUGGGUCUGCCGUUUCUUUUAGUGAUGACGAGGAUACAGUAAAAGCGUCUGGAUCAAAAUCCACUAGAGGUCGUAAAGUAUCAUCUAGUGCAGCUGAAGACACUUCAACUAAAACUUCCACACGAGGAAGAGGAAGGGGUAGAGGGAGGGGCAGCAGCAGUAGCCUUAAGCAGACAACUCUUGAUGCAGCUCUUGGAUUUCGCCAAUCACAAAGAUCUGCCACUGCUGCUGUUCAAAGCACAGUCAACACAGAUGCUAUGAAUUCUGCUUCUAGUGGAGAACCAAGGGAAAAUGAAGUUGAAGAAAUUAACGACAGUUCGGAAAAUGAUGAAAGUCUUCCCAGCAAAGGAAGAAAGCGCACUGCUCCGAGGGGUAGAGGGAGAGGAUCCACUCAAUCUAAACGGGGAAGGAAAUCUGACAACUCUUUAGUUAAGCGAACGUUCGUAGGUAGAGAUAACGGCGAUGACAGUGAAGAUGAAGACAACGCUAGAAAGCUAUUAAAUAAGUCUCAGCCUCGGGUGACAAGAAAUUAUGGUGCACUGAGAAGGUAAAGGUAGCUACCUUUUCUAUGAUGUAACCUAAUAGAUUAACUGGACGCUGUGGCAUGAAAAGUGACCUCAGUCACGAAUCAAGUAGGAGAACCUACUUCCUGUCCUCUCAACUCAUCCACUGUACAAACCGAUAUCGUAUAGUUCAUGGUGUGUUAAAUUGUUUUCGUGAUGUAGCACGUUUUAGCUGGAGACUUGUGUUUAUUAACCGGAAAGUUGAAUGUUUUGUAGGUGUUUGUCGGUAAGCAGAGUGUAUUGUCUAAUUUGAAGGCAGCUUUUAUUCUAUCA